CAUUUUGCAAAGUAGAUUUUUGCUUCAUUUUGUUUCUCUAGAAUAAUGCAUAAUAUUAAUUAGCAUAAAAUGUGGAAUUAAACCCUAAAUAACACCAUUAAAUAUGAGAUGUCUCCAUUUGGAUUAAAAUAAUAAUUACAUAAACUUUAUAUCAAUUGGCAAACACUUAAUAAAGUAACUCCUAUAUGCCAGGCACUUUGCUAGACUCUUAAGGAAUACAGAGACAAAAAUAAAACAAUUCUCACACUUAGGAGUUUAGAUUCUAUUUUGGUAAAAAUACAAAUAUUUAUAAAAUGUUCAAACUAAAGAAGGAGAGGCCUUGGUUCCUGGGAGAAUGGAAGAGACAAGAGAGGGAAUGUCACAUAUGAGAAAUGGCAGCCUGGAGAUCAGUUUUGCUGGACUGGAGAGUCCCUGAAAGAUGGUGACGUAAAAAGUGUCAGAAAAGUUGGGCUUGAGGUGAUUGUAAAGAGGUUUCAAUACCAAACAGGAGUUUGUGUUUUGUACUAGAGGCAAUAGAAAGUUGCUAGGACUUCUGGGGCAGGGCAAUGAUGUGGAAUAUUUUGGCACCUGUGGGAAAGUUGGCUUAGAAGUAGCAGAGAGAAAAGUUAGAAGGAUUUGCUUUUUUUUGGUUAAUAAUUACAUUCAUUUAUCUCUAGUGGGAGAGAAUGAGGAAGAAGGCCAGAGUAUAGGGGGCCAAAUCUGGAAAUGACUUUUGAGAAUUCUGUGUCCAAGUCUUUUAUGAUAACCCCCUUAUUUUCUCUGAUCUUUUUUCCUGUGCUGUACUUAAGAAAGUUUUCAUUCUUUUGAAAGGUAUGCUCAAAGACUAGGUUAUGCUGACCCUGCUAUUCUUGUUCUGCAUCAUUUCAUGUCUUCCAUAUUUUGGUGGUGGUGGUAUCAUUUUACUAAUUGCUAUCCUUCAGUUUAUUAAGUUCUUUAUUCUCAAAUUUGGAAAUGUUGGUAGGCUCUAGAUUUUUGCUAUAUUACAAAUCCAUUAUGAAUAUUUUACUAACAAAGAAUAUAAUCCCAGAAGUGGGAUUGUUGUGUUAAGCAAUAUGAUCAGUUUUGUGACUUUUAUUGGAGAUUGCUAUAUUUGUUGUUAUCUAGUCAUUUUUCAAUUGUAUCCAACUCUUUGUGAUCUAAGUUUUCUUGGCAGAGAUACUGGAGUCCUUUGCCAUUUCCUUCUCCAGGUCAUGAUGAAGAAACUGAGGCAAACAGGGUCAAGUGACUUGUCCAGGAUCUCACAGCUAGGAAGUGCUUCAGACCAAAUUUGAACUUGAGAAGAUUCAUCUUCCUGACUGUAAUUGCCAUAUUAUUGCUCUCCAGAAAACUUAUACUAGUUUCUUGUUCUGCCAAUAAUAUGAAUACCUUUUUUUUCAUUGCCCUACCACUACUGAAUUUCACAGACACAGAAGCCAUCUAGUUCAACUAGUACUUUUAUAAGUUUUUCUUCAAUGUAACUUACAAGUGGUGAUCCAAAUUUUUUUUUAUUAUUUUAGACUAUUUUUGCCAUGGCCAUUUGUACAACUACCUCCUAAGUUUUUCACUAGAUUGCCCAGUCCAUAGGAUGAAGAGUCUGAGCAAGAGCAGAUCCCCCUCCCCUUCUAUCCUCACACUCAAAGUCUCUUCUCUAAAUUCCCAGAUCCCAAAGAGUUAACCAUGAAAUACUACUAAAUCAAUUAACAAGUACUUAUUAAGCCCCUGUUGUAUUAGAUGUUGGGCUACAAAGACAAAAUGAAACCAGUUUAGUUCUCUAAGAGCUUGCCAGAAGCUUAUGGGAAGUCACAAGGAUCAGCUGUCUCUUGUGGCAAUUCCUAGGGUCAGAGUAGAAUUGAGAGUGAUCCUGGGAAUUGAGCCCACUGAGUGCUUUCCCAACACUGACUCUCACUUGCCAGGUAGCCCUUGGCUCAUGUGCAUGUCCUGCUUUUUCCAUUUAGAUUGUAUCUGGUCAGUUUCUAAUUAUCCCCACAGUUGAGGGAUAGGUCCUCUGUUUUUCUUUUCAGGGAUGUAGGAUUUUGUUGUCAGAGUGGGUCCUUUCUCUGAGCCAGUCUUAGCUUUUCUGUUCAUUAGCUGAUAGUCUCCUGGAGAGGCCAUGGUCAAACUUGCUGGUCGUGUGAUCCUGCUACUAAAGGAAGCCAGUCUGUGGACAGCAGAUACUCAGUUGUUACAUAGUGCACACGUGGAGCCUUUAUGGCGUCACACAGGCUGAGAGAGGCAGGCUGCUACAGGGACUCUGAAGCUAAAUUCUGCCCUUUGGUUCUUAGGGAAAUGUCUCUGGACUUCAUUUGUGAAAUGAAGGGGCCUGACCUGAGGGCCAAUGGGCACCCCUUCCAGCUUUAACUCUGGUGCCGUGGAGGUUGGAAGUGAAAGAGACUUCUGUAGCCACUGAGUCAGCUAACUCAUCCCAGCAGAAGCAUCCCCACUCUAACAUACCUGAUGAGUGAUGGUCUUUGCUGAAGACAGACCUUGAGGCGGAGGGGUGCGGGGAAGGCACUACUUUCUGAGGCAGCCCAUUCUACUUUAGGACGGUCGUAGUGUAAGAAGUCUUUCCUUACACUGACAAGCCUACACUCAGCCCUGCAAAACUUAAAGCUUGAUAAUGCUUGCCUAUUGGCCCUGGCCUAGCCUUAAGGCACCCAGAGCAGCCAAAGUAGGGCUUUAGUGGAGAACUUGGCCUCCCAUAAUUAGGUCUAUUCCCACCAACAUAGAAUGAGAGGAGGCCAAGUAGAGGGUGAUAUAAUAAUAAGAGCACUGAGCUGGAGACCUUGGUUUGAGUUCCAGUUCUAUCACUACUUCCUGGUUUUGGACAGAUCAUUUUGGCUUGAUGUUAGGGGGAGGAGGAGGAACAAUUUCCUAACAGUUAAGGCCAGCAUAAAGCGAAAUGGGUUGCCUUGGAAUGGAAUUGAUUCUCCCUUAUCGGAGGCUAGAUGGACUCUUGUCAAAUAUGUUGUAAAAGGGACUGAAUGGUCCCCAUAGACCCUUUCAGAGUCCCUGGCUUUCUGUGAUUCUGUCCCUUUGGGCCUAUGCUUCUUCCUUUUUUUUAACUGAGGUCCUGGACCUUUCUUUUGCAUCUAUCUCAUUCUUGUGUUAUAAUUGUGUAUCUUCUUUCUUUGGGAGAGAAAGUGAUGUUGUGGAAAAAUAACAUUGGAUUGGAUCAGAAGACUGAAUUUUGAAUUACAGCGCUGCACUUUCUAGCUUUCUGACUGAGUAGUCACUUCCUGCUUUGGGAAAUGAGGGAUUAAACCAGAUGAACCCUCAAGCCCUUCCAGCACUGCUAAACCUUUAUCUGCCUUAAUUUCCUCAUCUGUGAAAUGGAGCUAAACGAAUAAGUCCCUUGUAAAUAUUAAAGUGCUCUAUAAAUGUGAGAUUCUGUCAUUGUCUCUGACUUAUCAGUUCCUUCACACAUUGGUCCUAAUCUCUAGUAGGGACUUCACAAAUUUAUGGUGAAUUGAAAAUCCCUUCCAUCUCUCAAAGUCUAUGAUGGUGAUGUAGUUCCAGCCCAUCUGGGGAUAGUUAAAAGAUUGAUGAUGGUAGAUCAGGUCUGUAUCCUAUGUGCUCUAGGAUCUCCAGACUCUUCAGGAUGGCAGGAAACCCCAGCUUCCUGGCUAACCACUAUUCUGAGUGGGGUGGGGGGAGCACUCUCCUUGUAGCACCCAGCCUCUUGUUCCAAGUGCUCCUUUCUGUAUGGCCUGUGUGAGGCUUGGAAUAAGUUUUCCUCUGUUUUGGGAGUUGGGGGAUUGGAUUUUGACCAUCACUAUCAUCUCAUUCUCAACUUUUUCAGUGAGUUCUGGGAUAAGUUACUCCCUUCUCUUAUUAUUUUAUAUUUAAUGUUCCACACAUUCUUGCACAGUUAUUUAAAAGAAUUGCUUUUGAAUCAGAGAAUUAGGAUGGAAGCCCAUUCUCUGUGGGCUUUUAGUAAGGUAUCCUCUGUUCAGCUCCAAAAAUAGACGGUUUAACAAGGAUAACAUGCCUCAUCCUGUUCUCUUUCCUUGGCUAGAUCUCUACAUUUUGAAAGCUUUUUGUUUGUUCAGUUUAGAGAUUGAACAUUUGGGGUGGUUACUUACAGUUGUUUAAAAUGUUAUUCUUAAGUUUCAACUGUGCCAAAUAAAUGCUUAUUGAUUGACUAGCCAAUUGUGGGUAAUAGUUCAGUGGUGACAAUGUUCUAGUCUCCAUUUAGAUCAUUGGGUAAGUUGUCUAGCAUCUUUUGAAGUCUGUAUUUGCAGUAUAGACAUCUGUCUUCUGGCUGUCCACAACAGCUCCCCAGCUUCUGCUAAUUCAUUCUAGCUACCAGAUGCUCUGAAUGUCCUGCUGAGAAAGGAUGCAGUCUGGGGACCCGUCCUGGAGAGAGGUGCUGAGAUUUGCAGUGGUCUGCCGCUCCUUAACGUUGGUCCUCCAGGCCCUGUUCAAUGCUGUCAUCCCGGAUCAUGCUGCAGAUGCCUUCUCCCCACCCUGCCUGGAGCCUGCCGGCCUUGGGGACCGGCUUGUGGAAUGGCUGCUGGGGGGCUUGUCGCGCUGGGACUCGGAGCACUUCCUCUUCAUCGCAGAGCAUGGCUACGUCUACGAACACAACUUCGCUUUCUUCCCAGGCUUCCCCCUGGCCCUGCGUGCCGGGGCCGAGCUGCUGCUGUGGCCCCUGCAGGGGCUGCUCACCCUCCGCAGUCGCCUCUUGUUGGCAGCGGCCCUGCUCAACGGCCUGUUCUCGGUGCUGGCUGCCUUAGCCCUCUAUGAGCUGGGCUGCCUGGUGCUGCGUGCCCGCCGCCUGGCCCUCCUCUCGGCUCUGCUCUUCUGCCUCAGCCCCGCCAAUGUCUUCCUGGCGGCAAGCUACUCCGAGAGCCUCUUUGCCCUGCUGGUCUUCAGCGCCAUGGGCCAGCUGGAGAGGGGCCGCGACGGCCGGAGCGCCCUCCUCUUUGCCCUGGCCACUGGUGUGCGUUCCAACGGGAUCGUCAACGCUGGCUUCCUUGCCCACGCCCAGUGCCGGCGCUUCUUGUCUUCUCUGUCUGCGGGGGACCUUCCCAGGGCCCUGUGGAGAGCCCUGAGGCUGGCGGCCUUUCUGCUGCUGACAGCUCUGGGCCUUGGGCUUCCCUUCGCUCUGUUCCAGCUCUAUGCCUACAGCCAGUUCUGCCUGCCCCACGCAGCCCGCCUCCUCCCCGAGCCCCUCGUACAGCUGGCCAAGGACAAAGGCUACCGGGUCCCAGCCGGCGACCAGCCCAGCUGGUGCGCCUGGCGCUUGCCCUUGGUAUACAGCUACGUCCAGGAUGUCUACUGGAAUGUAGGCUUCCUGAGGUACUUUGAGCUCCAGCAAGUGCCCAAUUUCCUCCUGGCGGGGCCAGUGGCAAUGCUCGGGGCCUGGGCGGCCUGGACCUACGUGACCGCCAACCUCCAACACUGCUUCACACUUGGACUUCUGAGCAAGGCGGGCAGGGGCGACGAGAAGCCCCGCUCUGGGUUCCACAGCCCCCAGGUGUUUGUGUACCUGGCUCACUCCACGGCCCUGCUGUUGUUCGGAGCCCUGUGUAUGCAUGUGCAGGUUCUCACCAGAUUCUUGGGCUCCUCCACUCCCAUUGUCUACUGGUUUCCAGCUCACUUGCUCCAGGACUGGGAGCCCCUGUUGUGGACUCAAGAUGCUAUGCCUGGGAAGGUCUCUGCCAUGCACUCCCUAUUGGGACAAAGAGCCCCAGAGAAUCCUAUUUGGGGACUUGUGUGCAAAUGGAGAGCUUGCUCUCCAGUCACACGGGCCAUUCUGGCUUAUUUCCUCUCUUACUGGCUCCUGGGACUGCUCCUGCACUGUAAUUUCCUGCCUUGGACGUGACCCUCAAUCCCAGAGGACAGCCAGGCUAGGCUACAGACAUUCCCAAGGGGCUUGGAAUGAGCAGGCUGAAUCCUGGGCCCAUUUGAAAUAGAAGUCUUCAUCCGCAAUGUUUUCAAACAAGUUGGUUGAGAUUUCCAAGGAAAUGUUGGUCUUUGGAUACAAAUGGCAGGCAUUUAGGCCAAGGCUUUCUUACAGGUUUGAGGUGAACCUUCUCUGUGGUGCUCAACCCAGCCUUUAAACCCAGCUCAUUAAAUCUCUCCCCUGCCCCAGGACUAGGUACUUCAAGACCUCCCCGGACUUGAUUACCAGCGUCCCUUCUUAGCCAUUCAAGACUAACUAACACCCACCUCCAUCUUUGUAGCAUCUGUCUUUUCCCAGCCACCUCUGUUCUGGGGUAGAAGAUCACACUGUUCUCCCUGGGAGACUUUCCUGGUAGAGGGUCCCCCUGGCUAAAGAACUCUAGAAAUUCAUCCCUGGGAGUAUCAGGGAGAGCACUGGCCAGGCAAUUCUUUGAUAACCUUCAUCUACUGAAGCUGGAAAUCCAGCUGGAAAUCCCCUGUGAUGUUCCAAGAAGAGAGCCAGAUCAAAAAUGGAGUCUUCAUUUCCCCUAUGGUACCCAGAAGGCUGGUUUGGAAUCAUCUUGCUGCUUUAUCACUUAAUCACUGCUCCUUGCCAAGACUCGGUUUCCUUUUGUGUAAGUUAAGGGACUUGAAGUAAAUACUAUCUAAAACCUCUUCCAGCUUUAAAUCUGAUUAUUUCAUGACUAAGAGGUCCCCUUGCUGCUUUAGUAGGGCCUGGACGCUGUGUGGACAUUUAGAAGGAGCUCAGGAACAUCUGUCUGAGGAGGAAAAGGAGAGAAUCUAGGAAUGGGCAGAAGUAGACAGACCACAUAUCAAGAGAAAUGUUUGAUGAACUAUUUCAGGAAAUGUGCAGAUUCUUACAUGGAGAGGGGAGAAAGUAUAUGCCAUAGGGCAUAGCAGCCUCUAAUACCACAAUCUAAAAAGGCUAGACAGACUAUAUGGAAAAUUAUAUGUCCCAGCAGCUGAAGCCUAGUGAAGCCCAGGAGGAAAUUGAGAGCAUCCAUCAAGCGAGGAAACUCAGAGGGACCUCAGGGAGAGGAGACUGAAGGAAAAUGGUAACAGAGCUGGAGGAAACAGGUGAGAAGCCAGAUGUAUAGCCACGACAGAUGAUUCCCACAUCACACAUCUGCUGGUCAUCAGGCCCUGCAGGUCCCAUAAGGAGCUUGCACUGUCCAAAACAGCUCAUCAUCUCUUGGAGUCUUCCCCUUCUCUGAGCACCUUUGUUUCUGCUCAGGGCUUCACCAUCUGCCUAGUCACCCAGAAUGUCAGCCAUGGAGCCAUCAUCCGUCUCCCCCUGCACUGUCUCAUCCCAUCAGUUGCCAAGUUUUAUCUGUGAUGCUUUCACAGUGUCUUCCUGUGUGCUGCAUCUGCCCUCGUUCAGAUCAAGUCUCACCCCAUCUCCUUUGGACUACUCCUGUGGCUUCCACAGGUGUGUCUCUGCUUCCCAAGAAUCCCUCUCCAUCCUGUCCCCCAUAAGGCUUUUAGAUGCCCACUCCUUUGCCCAAAGAGCUUCCAAGACUGUUGUGUUGAACAGCAAACAUGCUUCUCUGGUACCCAAAGGAUGCCACAGUCUGGCUGUAGCUUUUUCUGUCUGGACUAAUUUCAUAUCCCUCCCAGUGACACCCUCGACUUUCCAGGUAGACCCUACUGGCCCUGCCUGGCACCUCUGUACAGAUCAUCUCCUAUACUUAAAUGCUGGCAUCCCUAGUAUGUUCAAGACCUAGUCCAGCAUCACUUUCUACUCGGUGCCUUCUCCCCAGUUUUAGGACUUCCUUUGCCCCAAGGAAGGUGAUGUCUUUGUAGACCUUUUUUCCCUCCUCUACCAAUCAAUAGACUUCAGAAUCUCCUGAGGACAGGGACCAUUUUUUUUUUUUUUGUCUUUGUAUCCCUGCCUUCUAGCACAAUAAUGCUUGUUGAAGCUUAGUCCCAGAAGAGAGUUGGCGAAAUAUACCUUCUCCCUUUCUUCAUAAAGAGAUAUAGAAAACUGAACAUAAAUGUCCACUUUAAUUUAUUGAGCCUUUUUUUUUGAUUUGUUCUUUUUUUAUUCUUUGCUACUGCUUGCUGGGUAGGGGAGAUCACCAAUAAAAGUUUUGAAAUAAAGAUAAA
Molecule: messenger RNA, 7992 nt
Organism: Antechinus flavipes (yellow-footed antechinus)
Lineage: Eukaryota; Metazoa; Chordata; Mammalia; Dasyuromorphia; Dasyuridae
Gene: PIGV
Product: phosphatidylinositol glycan anchor biosynthesis class V
Exons: 4
Coding region: 4316-5806 (496 amino acids)
Biological process (GO): GPI anchor biosynthetic process
Cellular component (GO): endoplasmic reticulum membrane; mannosyltransferase complex
Molecular function (GO): alpha-1,6-mannosyltransferase activity; GPI mannosyltransferase activity
Source: RefSeq, a predicted model, not a curated record